Molecule: messenger RNA, 1311 nt
Organism: Drosophila santomea
Lineage: Eukaryota; Metazoa; Arthropoda; Insecta; Diptera; Drosophilidae
Exons: 1
Coding region: 170-718 (182 amino acids)
Source: RefSeq, a predicted model, not a curated record
UCAGCGCAUAUAAGGGGUGCCCUGCCUAUAAGGCAGAGAAGCAAAAAUUAGCAGUUAAUAGAAUAGAUUUUCACAAAAUUAGGACAAUAAUGGACGCAAAAAGCAACAAUAACGAACGUCAGCCCCCCCCCUUUUCAACAAGACCCCCCGACUACCUUAUAGUACCGAAAUGGCCGAAGCCCGAAAGGAAGCCGCCAGGAAGUCUGCAAUGAACCCGUUCCGGCAAAAUGGGAAGGAUAGUAGACCAAAUCUACCACACUUUUCUUCACAUGAAGCUGCCAUCCAAAAACGCCUAAAUAAAUGGCGCCGGAAUGCAAACAAGUCCUCCACAAAUGGCAGGGCCAAGGUCAAGGCCCCAAACAUGACUAGAAACUCAGCGCAAAGACAUCUGGAAAAAUUCCAGAACAGGCUUCGAAAUGAUCAAAAUGUGCAUAAGGAACAGAAAAAUGUAGAAAAAAAAAUGGAGCGCAAACAGGGAAAUCACGACAGCCCCCCGACAACGAGUAGAGCUGCUAUGGCAAACCUGAAGCCAAGGAUUGUGAAGGAGACAACGCCCUCACCCCAAAAUACCAACACUCUUCCGAAAAAUAGUCACCCCGACGACCCAGUCAUUAAACUAGCAAAUAGAGUCGACAAUUUGGAAAAGAAGAUUGAUAUUUUAAUGGCUUUAAUUAUACAAGGAAGACAAAAUGACCCAGACAUGGAAACGUCGAUGUAACUGUAAUUAAAACAAAACUGUUAAAAGACUGAAAAGAAAAAGACUCCGACGGCGUUUUUAGCAACUAUGUCCUAGUGGCAGAAACUCGCCAAAUCUCCCUCUUGACAACCUGUAAACAAGGAAAUAACUAUAUAUAAUAAUAUAUAAAAUAUUAAAACGACACUCACCAGCAAGCAAUCCGGACUAAAACCUCUUGACGAUGUAUUCCUGCUGACCCCUACGAAGAAGACGUGAAGGAUGCCACCCACUAGGACCCGCACAGAUGAAUCUGGAAGUAGAUGGACAGGAGAAGGAUCAACGCGCGGCAUAAACAUGAUGAAUUUAAGUCGACUCAUUGCAGCAGCGUAUGCAAAACGUCACUUUUCUGAAUUUUUUGCUGCAGAUCCUUUGAAAUGCCCAGAAACAAUGUCCUGAAAUAACAGCUGAAAUCUCUACGAAAGCCAUACUGGACGGCAAAGGACGACCCAACUUGGCGUAAUUAAAAAAAACUAAUUUUUUGGCAUUUAGAACACAAAAAACAUACAAUGUUUUGACGCAGUCUCCUUAUUGGGAUUCCCCCACGUUUUUACAGACCCUAGGCGUGGUGCUGCCGA